AUGUCUGACAUCGAUGGUAUGAAUGUUGACCACGAAAGUGGAGGCCAACCUGAUCGAGCCGAGAUCGAGCGCCAACUCGACGAGGAGUAUCCAAAUAGGCCUUAUAACAAACAUAGAGCACUGCCUUUUCAUACGCUGAUCAGAGAUCUGUUCCAGCCACUCCUGGAUAACAGAAGAACGAAGACCACUAACCCUGCAGGCGUUAAUCGAAGAAAGCUUGGUCCCGAUGGCCAGAGCACAUCUCCUUCUGAAAUGCGAAGGGCCAUCAUUGAACGCUAUAUCUCACGCUGGAGGAGGGAUGUUGGCCCGGAUUUCUUUCCUGCCUUUCGUCUCAUCAUCCCCGACAAAGACCGGGAACGUGGAGUGUAUGGCCUGAAGGAGAAAAUCCUCGCCAAACUCCUGGUCAAAGUCUUGAAGAUUGAUAAAAAUUCGGAAGAUGGACAGAACCUUCUGGAUUGGAAGCUUCCUGGCAAAGGCAGUGGUUCUAAUUCUUCGGGGGACUUUGCACUUCGUUGCCAUGAGGUCCUCGCCAAGCGAGAAAUGAGAACAGGUUAUGGGGACAUGGGCAUCGAUGAGGUUAACGAACUGCUUGACAAGUUGUCUGCUGCCCCCAGAGAAGAACAUCAGCUACCUAUUCUGACCGAGUUUUAUAAACGGAUGAACGCGGAUGAACUUACGUGGCUGAUUCGCAUCAUUCUGAAAUCGAUGAAGGUGGGUGCUACCGAGAAGACAUUCUUUCAUAUCUGGCAUCCAGAUGCAGAAAAUCUUUUCAAUAUAUCGAGCAAUCUGCGAAGAGUUUGCUGGGAGCUCUGGGAUCCAGACAAACGUCUCGACAAGGAGGAAAGCGGAAUCGCCCUGAUGCAAUGCUUUCAGCCUCAACUAGCUCAAUAUACCCAAGCAUCUUUGAAGAAGGUCGUACAAAAGCUGCAGCCAACACCUGAUGAACAAGAAUUCUGGAUCGAGGAGAAGCUCGACGGAGAACGUAUGCAGUUGCAUAUGAUAACUGACGAUAAAGUGGUUGGGGGGAAACGAUUCCAAUUCUGGUCACGAAAAGGUAAAGACUAUACCUACCUCUACGGUAAUGGGCUCUACGAUGACAAGGGAGCUCUCACCCAAUUCCUCAAGAACUGUUUCAAGGAGGGAGUCGAAAAUAUCAUACUCGACGGUGAAAUGAUCACCUGGGAUCCCAAAGAAAACGCCCCUGUCCCUUUCGGCACGUUGAAGACCGCGGCUCUGGCAGAAACACGAAACCCGUUCGCUGAAGGGCAGCGGCCUCUCUUUCGCGUCUUUGAUAUCCUUCUGUUGAAUGACAAGGUCCUGACGCCGUAUGUCCUUUCUGAUCGUCGAAGGGCGUUGGACGAAUGUGUUCAAUCUGAGCCGGGUCGCCUAGAAGUACACCCAUAUAAGGUCGCGACUGGGCCAGAGGAGGUCGAAACUGCUCUUCGUGAAGUCAUUGCAGAAGGCGCAGAAGGGUUGGUGCUCAAGAACCCUCGCGGAGCAUAUAAGCUGGAUGAUCGCAAUGGAGACUGGCAAAAGAUCAAGCCUGAGUACAUGAAAGAUCACGGCGAAUCACUUGACUGUCUCAUCAUUGGGGGGUUUUAUGGUUCGGGAAGAAGAGGUGGCCAAUUAUCAAGCUUCAUGUGCGGGUUACGCGUUUCUGGGUCGGUAAAUGUCCAAAGUCAGAGUCAAAAUCGAAGCCAGACCCAGGAGCAGGGUCAAUCUCAGAGCACCGGUUCGUCUCAGAAAUUCCUAUCAUUCUUCAAGGUCGGAGGUGGUCUCAAUGCCAAUGAUUACGCAACGAUUCGUCAUGACACAGAUGGCAAGUGGCAUAAAUGGGAUACCAAACGACCUCCAACGAAGUAUAUCGACCUUGGUGGGACUCAAGCGCACUUCGAGAAGCCCGACAUGUGGAUCAAGCCCGAGGACUCGCUUGUGGUUGAAGUGAAAGCCGCGCAGGUUGUUCCAAGUGACGACUAUGGUUGUGGUAUGACCCUGCGGUUUCCUCGAUUCAAGAGGCUCCGGCGUGACAGAGACUGGACGAAUGCGCUUUCGAUGGAAGAGUUUCAAGACAUCCGCAAGACGAUCGAGGAUACAGUGAAGCAAAAGGCUCUAGCUAUUGACGAGAAGAAGAAAGAGAAACGUAAGGCAACCUCGCGGAAGAAAGUGGUCACCGUCGCAGGCUACAAUGCUAAAGAAGUGAACAAUGUCAAGCUUCCAGUCGGACCGCAAGGGAAUGUCUUUGCAGGGCUAACAUUUUAUAUCGUGACCGAGUCCACACCACCUGCGCCAAAGAAGUCAAAACUGGAACUCGAGGCCUUGGUCAAGGCGAAUGGUGGCAAAAUCGUCCAGACGCACACCGUGGUCAAAGAUACCGUUUGCAUAGCGUCCAGAAGGACGGUCAAAGUGGCGAGUCUCGAAAAGUCGGGCGAAAAGGAGAUUGUCAAGCCGAUCUGGAUCUUCGACAGCCUUGACCAAGCACGGCACGAUUUCGCAACGGGCUAUCCGGAGGCAGUGGUGCCCUUCGAACGAGGGCGUCAUCUAUUCUUCGCGCCGAAGGGCUUGGCUGAUUGCUGGGUCGAAAAUGUAGACGAGUACGGCGAUAGUUUCGCCAGGGACGUGACCAUGGACGAACUCAGAGAUAUCAUGGACAAGAUGGACGAGAUUGAAGACGUCGACGACGGUGACGGAGAAGAGAGUAGGAUUCCCGAUCUGUUUCCCGAAUAUCUCGACAUGAAAGGUUUCAUGUUUCGAGGUCUUGUUCUGGUCUUCGACACGCCCGCAUCGAACAUGACGGCGACAACACCGUCAACGUCAAACCAAAAUGGGUUGAAAGAGUCCAAUCCAGGGACCGCGGCGGGCCACGAAUACACGGACAUCACGACGCGCAACAUUGCAUCGUUCGGCGGAGCGAACAUCCUACCGUAUACUGAAGUGACCGCGAUUCCUGACAAAGAGAAACCCGAUGUGACACAUAUCAUUGCUCACGCAGAUUCCGACCUGAAGGCGCUGAGACGUGAAGUCUCACGUUGGCCGGGUCGACGAAUCCCUCGGAUAUUGAGGGCGACUUGGAUUCAAGACUGCUGGAAAGAAGGGACCAAGGUCGACGAAGAAGCCUACGUUGCGAGGUAGGGUUGAUCUUUCGACCAGCCCAGAGAGUACGAAAAGUCACGGCGGUUGAUCGGCACAGGACGUGAGUAUUCUUGGAGCAAUCGGACCUUUUUUUUUAUUCUUGUGGAAC
Exophiala oligosperma is the source of this 3238-nucleotide messenger RNA. RefSeq lists its product as uncharacterized. Gene Ontology annotation, cellular component: DNA ligase IV complex. The record is from RefSeq and is a predicted model, not a curated record. The transcript has a single exon. Lineage: Eukaryota; Fungi; Ascomycota; Eurotiomycetes; Chaetothyriales; Herpotrichiellaceae. Gene Ontology annotation, molecular function: ATP binding; DNA binding; DNA ligase (ATP) activity. Gene Ontology annotation, biological process: nucleotide-excision repair, DNA gap filling; DNA biosynthetic process; DNA recombination. Bases 1 to 3129 code for a protein of 1042 amino acids.